GAGUAGCAUGGUGUGCCCCAUUGGGCCAGUAGGGGGCGGUAAUAGUCAGCCACAAAACAACUACCGGAAAUCUAGGAGAAGAAGAGGGAUGUAUGAGGAAGAGGGGUGUGUCUAGGUCAGUCCGGAGACAUGUCACGACAGAUGGGAGACAGCCAUCGGAGGUUUCUUCAAACCAUGAUGGUCAGUGGUAUUGUUGAUGAACAAGAAGCAAGGACACUCUAUAAGCAUUGCUGUGAAACACACAACACACAGUGUGCCCCUGACAAAUUGGAUGAUUUCAUCGAUACCAUCAACUCAAAGCUGCAGCCCAUGUUUAUGCAGAUCAGGAAAGGGAUGUCUGAAGACAGCGGUCAACAAUACUAUGCUUUGGUAAACAUGUCUGAGACUGAAGUCACCAGAAUGUCGUCAGAUUACGCCGACAACGAACUGGAGCUGUUCAGGAAAACAAUAGAGCUGAUUAUGGGUGCUGAGAACGGUAAGGCCUCCUCCACUGACAUCCUGAACAGCGUCGACUCCAUGACCACAAAAAAGAUGAAGAAGAGUGAGACCGAGCACCUCUUGAACCGGCUCGUGCAUGACAAGUGGCUCUGUGAGAAACGAGGGGAGUACACCUUGUCCACCAGGUGUAUCAUAGAGAUGGAGCCUUACAUCCGCGAAAUGUAUCAGGAUCAGGUCAAAGUGUGCCACAUCUGUCACAACAUCGCUUUCCAGUGCCAAAUUUGUGAGAAUCCUACAUGUGGCAUAAAAAUACACAACCCAUGUGUGGCCAGAUACUUCCAAGGCAGAGCGGAGCCACGGUGUCCAGCCUGUGACGACUUUUGGCCGCAUGAAAUCCCUGAAGUCCGUCGGCCGCAGUCUCAGUCUAGGAGAUGAAGACUUCAGCAUCAACUGUGUCUGUUAACAUUUUAAAAAUAUGUUGAACAUUAAAUUGUAACAAAACAAACUUUAUAUUAAUUUCUUUUACUUCUACUUUGUGCAAAAAUAAACAGUGUGUCACUGAAA
Messenger RNA from Monopterus albus (swamp eel), 1002 nucleotides. RefSeq names its product NSE1 homolog, SMC5-SMC6 complex component (gene nsmce1). Bases 130 to 873 code for a protein of 247 amino acids. Gene Ontology annotation, biological process: double-strand break repair via homologous recombination. The record is from RefSeq and is a predicted model, not a curated record. NCBI's taxonomy places the organism in Eukaryota, Metazoa, Chordata, Actinopteri, Synbranchiformes, Synbranchidae. Gene Ontology annotation, molecular function: ubiquitin-protein transferase activity. Gene Ontology annotation, cellular component: nucleus; Smc5-Smc6 complex. The transcript has 8 exons.